AUGCCCAUCUUCCAGGACGACCUCGAACCCGACCACCACCGUCGUUCUGGCCAGCCGAGCCGACCCCAGCUGGCCCCUACGUCUCCCGUCUUGAGACGACUCUCCGAAGAGAGCUUACCUACGGAGCUGUGCGAAGGGCCCGUCCCUGACAACCUCAGACGACCUACGACGCCGAGGAUAGAUGACGAGGCCGCCAUUUCAUGCCGAGCGGAGCUGAUUGAGAGGCUCAAGAGGGGAGAGAGUCCGACUUGGAUCCCCAACCGUCAUCUUGAAUCCAUCUUCCAGAGGCGUGAUAGCCCUACCAGUCUCCGUUCUUCGCCCGAGUCGCCGAGAUUGCUGCCUCCAGUGCAAAUUACACCCGAAAAACCAGAAAAUGACACGCAAAAUGCUGCGCAGGACAGACUUCAAGACGGGUUGAGCAUUGAAAGACCAAGGUCGGCCCUGCAUAGCGGAGAUUUCACACACGAUCAGGCGGAACAGGACCGACGGUCGAGUAAUCGAGCCCGGGAGCGAGUUGGAAGUCAGCUGGCAUCAGAAACGUCAUGGAUUGCAACGUCGCCGCCCCGAGAUUUCACUCCGUUCAACUUUGAAAGGCGGAUUCCGUUCCAGAGCGACAGUGGCGGCUUUAGAUCUGUCACUGCGUCACCUCUGUCGUCGUCCCUGUCGUCAAGCUUCGCCUAUCAUCCGCCGACAAGCCCUCUUGUGCAGUCUGAGAGCAACGACGAGCUGGACUUCUCUAUGGCCCCCGGUAGCCUCGAUGUGCCUCCCCGAGAGCUGAACCGAAGACUAUCCGCGCUCAACUCGAUUACUUCGUCACCAUUUGCCUCACCCUCUCCACGACCGUCCAUGGGGAGCUCUAGGUUGUCAUUUGGAAGACGUGAUGGUUCUUUGCCUUGGCAGGCCCACCAGCCACGGAGGUCCUUGACUUCUACCCCGACUUUCGCUCUACAUGGAACGUCUCCUCAGACGCCCGCCUUGUUCCGUGCUAGGCGCCCCUCAUUUGGAUCAGAUUCCUCACCAAUUCAACAUGCAUCCAUGGUGGGCUCCUACGAAGAGAGUAUUUUACGGGGACGAAUGUCUACAACACCAUCCAAACCAUUUGAUUUCUUGGCUCAAAUUGGAGUUCUCGGCAAGGGGAAAUGCAAGUCUAGACUUCGAUGUCCACCGCAUGUGACUCUUCCGUUUGCUGCCGUGUACUACAGCUACAGCAACACAGCACAUGGCCGAUCUCGCUCCGACGAUGGUCCAAGUCCUUACGUCGGGCAAAUCGAUCUGGAGAACGGGUUGCCAAAUUCGGAGGAAGAGUCAAGAUCCAAGAGAAAAGCCCAUGGCCGGUACAUGGAUCGACAAACGACACACAAUCCCGGCGACGUCAUGAUGCCUGACUCUGAGCCCGAAAAUGACUGUAUGAGAAUGUCCAGGCCAAAGCGUCGCAUGGGAUCCCCCAAGGCUCCUCCUGGCGGGAGCUAUCGAAUCCCGGAAACAGGUCAGAUACAAAUCAUCAUAAAAAACCAAAACAAGACUGCUGUCAAGCUGUUCUUGGUGCCAUAUGACCUCACAGGCAUGGAACCUGGCACCAAGACUUUUAUCAGGCAGCGCAGCUACUCUGCCGGACCCAUCAUAGACCACGCUCCCAAUCCGAGUGAAACGGAUGCGCAGAGUCGGCCCAUGCUCAGAUAUCUUGUUCAUUUGCAUAUUUGCUGCCCUUCCAAGGGCCGUUUUUAUUUGUACAAAAGUAUUCGCGUUGUAUUUGCCAAUAGGGUACCUGAAGGGAAAGAAAAGCUCCGCAACGACACGACAUGGCCGGAACCUAGGUUUACAGCAUACAAACCCAUCAGGGUCAUGCACCCACCGCUUAACAUGACGUCUGGUCCAGGUGCCACGCUAGCAGCAGACAAAGCCUUCCGAAGACGAAGUCUAGGGAUAACAUUUGGCGGAGCCUCGUCUCGAGCAUUUGACAUGGUCGACGGCCUGGAUUCUACCGGCGGCGGAAACACCCUUCCCAUUGAACCGAUUCCCUUCCGACUACCUUCUCGAGAUCGAGGAGAUAGCGACAUCAGCAACUCAACAAGCAAUCCAGCGGCUGGACUCCGCUCACCAGACUCGUCGCAAGCUAGCCGCCCAUCUACCAAGGACUCAGCAAGGAUGGGCCCCUGGGCUGGUGGCCCCGACGAUACUAGCUCGCAGUACGAGAAACUUAAUAGAGGAGAUUUCGGCUAUGGCGGCCUCGCAUUCGGUAGCUUCUCCGGCAACGGGUUCCCUGGUGGAACUGAAGGUUUACUGUCACAGCGACUGCGUUCGCUGGGUGUGAACCGGCCGCAGCCGCCGGAAUCGGCUGAGGACCUAGCUUGA
Pochonia chlamydosporia 170 is the source of this 2352-nucleotide messenger RNA. Its product is annotated as succinate dehydrogenase. Bases 1 to 2352 code for a protein of 783 amino acids. The transcript has 2 exons. Lineage: Eukaryota; Fungi; Ascomycota; Sordariomycetes; Hypocreales; Clavicipitaceae. The record is from RefSeq and is a predicted model, not a curated record.